AUGGCGGCCGCCGACGUUGUGCCCGCCCAGCUCGGCUUCCUGGCCAUCUACAACCCCAGCCUGGGGACCACAGACGAGACCAUCGAGGACCAGAUUGUGUACUAUGCCUCGGUCAGCACGCAGAACCAGAAGCGGCGGCGGCACCGCGCGAGGGGCGCCACCGAGCGCCCGACCGACCUCCUGUCGCAGGAGGAGCGCAACGAGCGGCUGAGGCAGAUAGGGCUCGCGCAGGGCAUGCUCGAAUUCGGCAAGAGCUUCUCGGAUGGCAACCCCGUCGACACGAUAGACACGGAAAAGUCGCGCGUCAUCCUGCACGAGCUCGAGCCCGGCUGGUGGCUGCUUGCUUCUGUCGAUUUGACGAAGCUCUCCGUGCCGGCGGCAACGGGCUCAUCUUCCGACGCAAAAGAGCCGGCGGCCAGAGAACGCGUCGAGUAUUCGUCGCGAGAGGUCAAGCCGGCCGCCUUACUGCUGCAGGACCUGCUCCGCGCACAUGCUAUCUUUCUACUGCAUCACGACUCGUCUCUGAGCUCCAUAUUCAUGCGCAGCAAGCGCUCCAACUUUGUCGCUGUCCUCGGCAGGUACUGGGAUCUCUUCCUCUCGACGUGGAGUGUUCUCCUCCACGGGAACCCAGUGCGUGAUGUCUUUGGAGGCAUCAAGGUUGCCGCAAGCGGCGAGUUGGGCAUUGGCGUUGGUGAGGAAGAACGCGGAAGUGGAGAGCGCGAGGUUCUUGAGGGUCUAGUUGGCAGGAUAGAAGGCCUUGUUGACCUAGUGGUUGCCAAGUUUGGCCCUGACGAUCUGGAGUCGGAGGCUGCUGGCGAUGCGUCCAAGCAAUGGCUUGGAACCGGGAAAGAGCCAGGCGCCGAAGACGGCUCAAUCUUUCUCGGCGUAGGUGCCCUGUCGAGGAAGUCGUUGCGCGAUGUUACGUACUGGAUGGAGGACAUGUACACCUGGGGCGAGAAUGCUUACGGAGUAAUGGAGAGCCCUUCAGCAGUGAGGAGUCCAAGAAAGGCCAAAAGGUCAACACAGGCGGCAAGUCCCGAGGCUCAACAUAUGCGGCCCCCACCGCCGGUCACUGAGCUGGCUAGGAGAGCGAAACAACCUCAAAUGGGCACUUCUGAACGACAAACGGCCUCAGCCCCUGAGAGCGCAGUGCCUCUAGCACAGGCGACACCCUCUGCCGAGUCAAGCACCCCGAACGAAGGCGUCGACAAGUAUGUUAGUUACCUCAAGCUCGGAUAUGGGACGUACUGGGGUCCCGGUAGCUCGUCUGCUGAAGCCCAAAGUAAUCAGGGGCAAGCUAUCACGCAACCCGAUAACCCAGUCAAGUCAUUUGCAGAACUAGACCAGGGGAGAUAUCUGAUCGGACUGAUGGGUGAUAUUGAGGAAGCAAGUGACUCCGAGGACAUCAUCCCGACAGAUGGGCCAGAGGAAGGCUUCCGCACCAUGCUCAGGACUGUUUCAGUGGAGCUGGAAAGCGAGGGCGACAAACGGCAUCCGUCGCAGGUCACGACAUCGCUGGGCAGUCAGAAUACCGAGGUCACCCAGCAAUCCCCCGAGGAGGAGGGCCAGACUCAAGACUCAUUCAAUAACCAGGACCGGAACAAGACCAAGAAGUUGCGGGUGGUGGUCUACAUCAACAAACCUUUCAUCUUCACCUUCAUGUUUGAAAAGCGGACGGAUUCCCUCGCCUGGAGCGGCAUCUACAAGUCCCUUCACCACCAACUAGCACCUUUGCGCAAGCACCUAUCAAGUUCGACGGCGUACCGGCCUCUGAAGCCCGACAUGGAAGCGGCGCCAGCGUCCGGGUCCGCGAGCAUCUACGAUCUCAUCUGGGACCCCAAGGCGCUCACGGUGCAUUGCACCAUCCCAAACAUCCCAGAGUCAUUCGCCGCUGUCUCGGAGUCGCACUCAGAACCACCGGUGUGGAAUCGUGUCGAGGCGCUCAACACGCACAUGCAGAUGCUCAACACCUUUGCCGCCACCCGCGCCGACAUCUCGGAACUGGAGCGCACUUGUAAGACGAGCAGGGGCUGGUGGGUCGUCUGGAGCCGGAUCCUGGACCGUCGCAUGGUGGACAAGAAGUCUAGCCCGCGCUCAUCGGCCAUCACUUCCCCAGAGUCGGAGCAGAUCCCGUCAUUAAGCUCCGAGACUGGACCGGGCUCGGACGGGGGCAGCGAGGCGCCUGAACAGGUGGAGGAGAUCACGGUCGGCAAGGAGAUCUUCCUGAUACGCAAGGCCAGUGACCAUGGUGGCGGCUCGGCCGUCAGGGCAGUCAGUGGCUCGCUCAUUAGUGGUGGUGGUGGCGGCGGCGUCGGCUGGGCGGACGGCGCCACUCGCCUGGCGCAGGGCAUCGGCGUCGACACGAAGAGGUAUAUCGAGGGGCUGCUCACGCUGAGCCGUUAA
Molecule: messenger RNA, 2403 nt
Organism: Thyridium curvatum
Lineage: Eukaryota; Fungi; Ascomycota; Sordariomycetes; Thyridiales; Thyridiaceae
Exons: 2
Coding region: 1-2403 (800 amino acids)
Biological process (GO): vesicle-mediated transport
Cellular component (GO): intracellular membrane-bounded organelle; Mon1-Ccz1 complex
Source: RefSeq, a predicted model, not a curated record